AUGCUCUGUAUACAGUCAAUGGUUUACGCUCGAGACGCCUGUACGACUGCCCCGGUAAAGACAUCCUCACCAGUAUGGAAGAUGACUUCAAUCGACAUGGUCAGUUUACUAAAGCACAUGUUACCUUUACCACGUAGAGGAGACCCUGGCUAUAAUACUAGACCAAAAGCAUCUACGCUACUCCUGCAAUUCUCUGUCGACUCAACCGUGGAGGUGGUCCAAUCCAGGUCUUCCCCGCAUGAAGUCGAAGACUCGAAGUCCUCUCGAUGUACUCGGGCAAGACUUCUCCGGACGAGCCGAUCCCAACAACACCUACAAGAGGAUGCUUUCGCAGAGAUCCCUGAGAAUAUCGAGAACUGGGUGGAACUUCGCAACAGCCAAAAGCUCAAAGAAACGAACUUGAGCAGUUUGGGUGAUCUCCGGUCAGGAUCAGAAAUCAAUCCUGCCUAA
Messenger RNA from Aspergillus novofumigatus IBT 16806, 450 nucleotides. RefSeq lists its product as uncharacterized. The coding region runs from base 1 to 450 and encodes 149 amino acids. NCBI's taxonomy places the organism in Eukaryota, Fungi, Ascomycota, Eurotiomycetes, Eurotiales, Aspergillaceae. The transcript is spliced from 3 exons. The record is from RefSeq and is a predicted model, not a curated record.